Salvia splendens (bonfire salvia) is the source of this 1776-nucleotide messenger RNA. RefSeq lists its product as uncharacterized. The transcript has a single exon. The record is from RefSeq and is a predicted model, not a curated record. Lineage: Eukaryota; Viridiplantae; Streptophyta; Magnoliopsida; Lamiales; Lamiaceae. The coding region runs from base 109 to 1482 and encodes 457 amino acids.
UAAUAGAUGUAGGAAAAGCCCAGGGGUUGAAAUUAAGGCAAAUUGUGUGAUCUUCAAGUUUGACUUCUUCAUAUCAGAAUCCAUCAAACUGAGAGGUGCGUGAACUCCAUGAAGCUUACAACAGAGAUAUUCUCAACAAGCAAUCUCAUUGUGCACGCAGCCUUUGCAAUAUCCCUCACGCUCAUCCUCUCCCUUCUCAAGAUCCCUGCUUUAUUUCUUCAUGGCCUCCACACUUACAUUCACCCAGACGAUGUCAAUCCCAACGCCACCACAUCUAGCGGAAUCCGAGCGGCAAUCAGGAGGCCAGGCGCCGCCGACUCCGAACACCCCAAGCCCAGAAAGAAAUCCAAGGACAACUUCGAGUUCGACGAGAAUAAAGCUCAGAUCUUUAGACUCAAACUCACUGAAGGUCACCUCCAAUCCAGAAUUUAUUUUGGCGAUUUUUACACAGCUUUUAAUUUCUCCGUUAUUGGGUUUCUGUCUCUCUCGCUUCAUACAUUCUUAAGGGUUGAUACCGAUUCUGGAUUGGUGAAAAGUGGGACAAUAAUACCUCUUUUGUUAGGGCUCGUGGGCGUUUCAAGAUUGUUUAUCUUGAUCAUUAGGGUCGGAUUUCAGAGGUCCGCAUCGAAGAGGUCUGAGAGGCAAUUGAGCUUCGUGUGUGGGGUUUUGGGGUUUCUGUUGGGGUUGAUUAUUGCUUUUGGGGUUCUUCCUGAUUGGAUUCUUGAUUUUAGCUUUAAAUCAUUGGAUGGUUUAGGUAAAUUUUUUCUUGCUGUUUCCAUGGGAUCUACUGUGGGUUAUCUCUACAUUCCUGCUUUGAGAUAUGCACGGGCUUUUUGGCUCGGGACCGAUCAAAUCCGCUCUAAUUUGUCGAUAAUUUCGUGCGGAUGGUUGUCAAGAACACUUCUUUAUGCUAGUUACAUAGUGACUGUCUUCACUUCAUUGCUUUGGAUUAGCCCUUUUGCUGACCUCCUCAUUAAUGGUGGCGCGAAUAGAUCACAAAUGGCUACUAAUAGGAGAGAGGUCAUUGAAAUAGCUGGCCGUCUUGGUAUGCCAAGAUCGAGUUUUGACAAUGUGAGGAGCUGGUGUUUGUUUGGUUCAGGAAUGCUGCAGUUUUUAACCUUGAGGCCUAACAUACAGUUGUUCCUAAACGAAGCUGUGCUGUGCUGGUACCAAAGACUGCACGCCAGCAAAGUUCCGGACUUGGAAUAUAGCAGGGCGAAGGUCUUUCUUCACAACCACUACCUAUGCCUAGCAGUUGUGCAAUUCUUUGUGCCUGCCAUGAUGAUACUUCUUCUGUUUGGCUUGUCUCAACUCGAUGAUGGAUUCCUUAAAGGUACCCCGGGGGUUCAUAACUUUAAACUUUACUCAGCUUGGGUGAAAGAAGUUGCGUUCUUCAUGGCUUGGUGGAUUAUCUUUGUUUGGAGUGUGCUUAGUUCAGCCAUCCUUGCCUUGUAUCGCCAUGGAACUUUAUAUGUUUCCUGAUUUUACAGCUCUUGGGGAUGCCACAUAUUUUGAUCAUCCAACAGUCUGAACUGAUUAGCAGUGUGAUUCACCUUUUAUGUUUCACCUGGGAACAUGACAAGUUUUGCCAUUUUUGCAGAGUUUUUAUUGUCUUUGCCGUUCCUGGUUUAAACGCUUGCCUAUACUUCAAUUGGAAAACUUGCUGUUACUCACUUUGAAGUUUUUACCUGUACAUGCACCCAUCAUGGUAGACUAGAGAGUUGAUCUUGAAAUCUAAUCAUUCAGUUUCAUUAGAGAUAAAAUGAGGUUCAUUUA